GUGUAUACGUGUAUGUAAAGACAUAAAACACAUAUAACAAACCUCUCUCAACCUCUCUUCUCCAACAAGUUUUCCACAAAAAUAAACUUUCACAGCAAACAAGAACACACACACAUCUAUAGAUAUGGAUCUUGAUUUGUUACAAGAUCUGUCCAAAGUCAAUAUCCCAACAACCAUUAAAAUCCCAUCCAAAACCUCUAGAAACAUAAACGAUGGCGAUGAAGAAAACGAAGAUGGCAUUAGCUGCAGCACACCCACAUCUGAAGAACACAAGAUUCCAUCCGUUCUUGAUUCUCCACCUUCCCCGCCAAGAAAACCUCGUCCACCGCCAUCAAAACCGUCGGCUACGGCGGCUAUGAUGAUCAGAUCGUGUAAGAGGAAGCUCUUAGUGUCGACUUGUGAGAUUAUCACGAACCGGGAAGAGAUUGACCGUUUCUUCACAUCCGUUUAUAGUGACACGUCGACCACGGCGAAAAGGCGGAGACGUUAUCCUCAUUGUCCGCGAAGAUGAGCUUUUAGUUCAAGAUUUACCUUUUUUACAGUUUUACUGGAAAUAUUGUGAACUUUAUAGUCAAGUAUAAAGUUUAAAGUUUAAUAUGUUUAUAUAAAAUGGAUGGAUAAUUUUCUGCGA
Brassica oleracea var. oleracea is the source of this 631-nucleotide messenger RNA. RefSeq names its product cyclin-dependent protein kinase inhibitor SMR1-like. The record is from RefSeq and is a predicted model, not a curated record. Gene Ontology annotation, biological process: regulation of DNA endoreduplication. NCBI's taxonomy places the organism in Eukaryota, Viridiplantae, Streptophyta, Magnoliopsida, Brassicales, Brassicaceae. The transcript has a single exon. The coding region runs from base 125 to 511 and encodes 128 amino acids.